AUGAGUUCACCUUUGCGACCCAGCACUUCUGCUGGUAACCGUGGGCGCGCAAACCUCGCUAGUAGAAAGCGUGGACAUGACGGCCUUGACGAUAACUCUUCCGCUCCACCUCCUUCGAGUCCCCCUCCAUCCUCCCCACCAAUGUUACCAUUGGAUGAAGCUGACGACGAUGAUGAUAUCGCCGCAGAGGAGGGGUUUGUCCAGGAUAUCGACGACCUUGAAGAGAUGGCCGAGGACGAUGACGGCAUUGAUUUGUUUGCAGACAAUUUCGAAAGAGAUUAUAGGGACCGUGCAGACGAUCAGUAUGGGGGAAUCGAUAUCGAUGAUGCAGAUCACGACGAGCUAGAUCUCGCAACGAGACGACAGCUCGAAGCAAGACUUAAUAAACGAGACCGUGAACUUGCCCGCAGACGGAAGAUGCCCGCGGCGUUUCUUCAGGAGGACGACUUCGAUGGUGUUCCUGACCUCUCGCUUCAGACUCGCAGACAUCGACGUAAUUACGACGAGGAGAGCCAGGACGCUGAUAUGGAUGAUCCCGAAGCGGACCUUACCUUGGAAGAUAUGGCAGAUAUCAAGGCAGAUAACGUUACAGAAUGGGUUGCAACCCCGGCAAUUCACAGAGCAAUCUAUCGGGAGUUCAAGUCCUUCAUAACCGAGUUCACCGAUAAAGACGGAAUAUCGGUUUACGGCACACUCGUUAAAAACCUUGGAGAGGAGAAUUCUGAAUCGCUGGAGGUUGCAUACCCACAUCUCAGUGAGACAAAAUCAAUUAUUGCAUAUUUCCUGGCGAACGCCCCAGCAGAGGUCCUCAAAAUCUUUGAUCAGGUUGCCAUGGAAGCGACUCUAUUGCAUUAUAGGGACUACCAUCGCAUUCAUAGCGAAAUUCAUGUACGAAUCACCAAUUUGCCCGUCAAGUACACACUGCGUCAACUUCGUCAGAGCCACCUUAACUGCCUUAUCUGUGUCAGCGGUGUGGUCACAAGGCGGACAGGCGUCUUUCCACAGUUAAAAUAUAUCAUGUUCAACUGCAACAAAUGCGGUGUCACGCUCGGUCCAUUCGAGCAGGACUCCAGUAGUGAGCUUAAAAUCUCAUUCUGCCAAAACUGCCAAAGCCGUGGCCCAUUCACUUUGAAUUCUGAGAGAACCGAGUAUCGCAAUUUCCAGAAACUUACCCUUCAAGAAUCCCCCGGAACUGUUCCCGCCGGCCGUCUCCCGCGUCACCGUGAUGUAAUUCUCCUUGCAGAUCUAAUCGACUCUGCAAAACCAGGUGAUGAGGUGGAAAUUACUGGUAUUUACCGCAAUCAAUAUGGUCUUCCAAUGAGUCAAAGGAGCGGCCUACCGGUAUUCAGCACAAUCAUCGAAGCUAACCACAUUGUCAAAUCCCACGAUCAACUCGCUGGAUUCCAGUUGACCGAGGAUGACGAACAUCAGAUCCAAGCCCUUUCCAAAGAUCCUGCUAUCGUUGAGCGAAUAAUAGGCUCAAUCUGCCCUAGUAUAUACGGACAUGAGGAUGUCAAGACUGCAGUUGCCUUGUCCCUCUUUGGCGGUGUUAGUAAGGUUGCUCAAGGGAAAAUGAACAUUCGUGGAGAUAUCAACGUACUGUUACUGGGUGACCCUGGUACCGCCAAGUCUCAGGCACUGAAAUAUAUUGAGAAGACUGCCCAUCGUGCAGUUUUCGCUACGGGACAGGGAGCCAGCGCCGUCGGUUUGACUGCAAACGUUCGUCGUGAUCCAAUGACUAGCGAAUGGACCCUAGAAGGCGGUGCAUUAGUGCUCGCUGAUCGAGGUACCUGUCUAAUCGAUGAAUUCGAUAAAAUGAACGACCAGGACCGUACGUCGAUUCACGAAGCCAUGGAACAGCAAACGAUAUCUAUAUCGAAAGGUGGUAUAGUCACCACGCUUCAGGCACGAUGCUCCAUCGUUGCAGCAGCCAACCCUAUUGGUGGCCGCUACAGGGGGACUAUCCCUUUUUCUCAAAAUGUUGAGCUCACUGAGCCCAUCCUCUCACGUUUCGAUAUCCUCUGUGUUGUAAGAGAUAUGGUGAAUCCAGAGAUAGAUGAAGGACUGGCUUCGUUUGUGAUGAAUUCACACUACCGAUCAAAUCCAAUGCGAGAUGCGGACGGAAACCCAGAAGAAGAUGAUACAGAGGAUUCACCUGAAUCUCGAUUUAGGGUGCAAAGAGCAGACGCUAUUCCACAAGAACUACUGCGGAAGUACAUAGUCUACGCGCGUGAAAAAUGUCAUCCAAAACUCUACCAAAUAGACGAGGGCAAGGUCUCUGAAGUCUUUGCUGAUUUGAGACGAGAGAGUUUAGCCACUGGAGCAUACCCUAUCACAGUCCGACAUCUUGAGUCCAUCAUGCGAAUUGCGGAAUCGUUCUGCAAAAUGCGUCUAUCCGAGUAUUGUUCCUCUCGCGAUAUUGACCGUGCGAUUGCCGUAACGGUUGAUUCGUUCAUUGGCAGCCAGAAGAUAAGCUGCAAAAAGGCCCUUUCGAGAGCCUUUGCCAAGUACGUUUAA
Arthroderma uncinatum is the source of this 2517-nucleotide messenger RNA. Its product is annotated as DNA replication licensing factor MCM2. The transcript has 4 exons. Gene Ontology annotation, biological process: DNA replication; double-strand break repair via break-induced replication; mitotic DNA replication initiation. Gene Ontology annotation, molecular function: single-stranded DNA binding; single-stranded DNA helicase activity; ATP binding. Lineage: Eukaryota; Fungi; Ascomycota; Eurotiomycetes; Onygenales; Arthrodermataceae. The coding region runs from base 1 to 2517 and encodes 838 amino acids. Gene Ontology annotation, cellular component: MCM complex; nucleus. The record is from RefSeq and is a predicted model, not a curated record.